Messenger RNA from Mesorhabditis belari, 1185 nucleotides. The record is from the annotation of a GenBank genome assembly. Lineage: Eukaryota; Metazoa; Nematoda; Chromadorea; Rhabditida; Rhabditidae.
AUGGAAAGUGCAGUACUUUCAAGGCCAGAGGUAGAGUGUGGAGUUGAUUCAGUAACCAUCCAUCUCCAAUUGUUCCCCCUUUUCCGUGGAAGAUUGUUUGUCCUUGGGCACAGUCAUAGUGAACGGUGUCAGCAGGGCGCCGAGACCGAAUCCAGCACAAAGUUCACUCUUCCAUUCGGUGCAUGCGGGAUGCGACGCGUUCGCUCACUUCACCCACGAGGAGUUACUUACUCGUUUUCGCUUGUUGUAUCUGCUCAUCCAGUAUUUGUCACCGGUGCUGAUCGGGCGUUCGCAGUGAAAUGCUUCUUCCGGGAGGAUGUUCGGGAUUUGCAUCAGAAAGUGGAAAUCGGAGCCUUAUCGACCGAGUCACUUGAUGAGGAAUUCGAGCCGCCUCGAUGCACCUAUGAGCUCCGUGCUGAAUCAGGAGAAGAACUGCAAUUUGCCCGUGUCGGUCAGCCGGUUGUUCACUCGUGGACUUGCCAUCCUGAUGUCCCUUCGGUCUUCGGCCUCUUGAUCCACAGCUGUGUGGUCGAGGAUGGGAGUGGAGAACACUUUGAGCUCAUCGAUUCAAAUGGUUGUUCAACGGAUCCCCUCCUGCUGCCACCGCUCGACUACGCCGUCCAUUCCCUCGCCGCCCGUGUCCAUAGCCGGAUUUUCAAGUUUGCUGAUAAGGUCCAAGUCUACUUCCGGUGCUCUGUACAAUUGUGCUUUCGACACGAUGGAGGCUGUGAGGGAGUGACGCCUCCGAUUUGUCAUGGUGGACCCGAGCAAGGUUCCGGGUCCAAUCUGGCGAUUCCACCGGCCAAUACAGGUGAACACGCGGCUGCGAAAGGGAAUACGAUUUUGAAGGGCAAACCGAUCCUCGUCGCCAACAAUAUCGAGAAAAUUUCGCAGACAACUCCAACCACGCCCGAAACUCGACAUGUACGAGCCUUGCAAUCUGAGCUCUCCGUCGAUGUCCUUGUGUUACCGUUUGAGAAAAGUUUAGAUGGAAAUGAAACUGCCCUGGAAUCGAGUUCUUCCCAACAACAAAUAUGUCUAUCGAAAAUCUCAACUCUUGCCCUCAGCACCUCAAUUUUACUCCUUUUCUUCAUCGGCUUUGGAUUGGGCCAUUUGCUCACAAGAAAAUGCUUUUUUGGAAUAAGAGACACGAAUCGAGAAUCGACUUAUAAAGCUUUUGAUCAA